This is a messenger RNA of Microdochium trichocladiopsis, 2452 nucleotides long. RefSeq lists its product as uncharacterized. Gene Ontology annotation, biological process: regulation of transcription by RNA polymerase II. NCBI's taxonomy places the organism in Eukaryota, Fungi, Ascomycota, Sordariomycetes, Xylariales, Microdochiaceae. The record is from RefSeq and is a predicted model, not a curated record. The coding region runs from base 459 to 2204 and encodes 581 amino acids. The transcript has 4 exons. Gene Ontology annotation, molecular function: zinc ion binding; DNA-binding transcription activator activity, RNA polymerase II-specific.
CGUGCCCUUUAUCCUGCUUCUGCCCCCAAACUUCUUUUUUAGUCCCCUCCACCCCUUCAGCCCUACCAGUGGUCUUACCCGUCCCUCUGCCCACCCACCGCGGAACAACGACAAUCCCGCUACACGUACGUCCUUGCUCUUUGCGCUUGCAAGGCUCGCCACUCUUGCACUCCGUCAGGCCAGCUCGGGCCAGCUACGAGCUCGUGAGCCGCUCCGCUCUCGCUUGCACAUCGCCCCUACCUCCCACCCAGCCAGCUCCACACAUCGCACUGCCCACAUCGUCGCUCAUUGUGCCCUGACGACACCAGAGCUGCCGGCGCACGACAGGGCCAGCUCCCAAGCAAGCAAGCAAGCAGCGGCCUCUUCGCCAGUCUCGCCUGUGGUUGAUCCAUGGGGCCAAGGACGCCGCCGCCUAUCCCGCGACAGCCGACGCUGUAGUCUCCAGCACUGCCGCCGCCAUGGCCUACACGCACAGCGCCAUGGGCAACACCAUGGGCCCGCACGGCACCAACAGCCUGCUCAUCAACAGCAGCCUGCUCCCCGGCCAACAACCGCGACAGCACCACUUCCCCUAUCCUCAGCACCAGAUCCAGCACCAGAGCUACCCGCUGCCGCCGACAACAACUGCUGCCCUGCCGGCGUCGUCGACAAUAGUGCACGCACCAGCACCAGCAGCGACGACCCUCGCGUCCCCGCAGCCAUCCCCGCGGACGCCCCAGUACCACUACCCGGCUGCUCCCGCGACGCUACCACCACAGCAACAAGCACUACCGCUAGCUCCCGGCAGCACCCACAGCGACAACGACAACGACAACGACACCAUUGAUAGUAACAGUGACGCCUCGGCGGUUGUUGGACCCGCGAGGCCACCUGAGAACACCCGCCGUCGCCCAAUCCCCCGCAAGGGCCAUACAAAAUCGCGGACGGGCUGCUUCAACUGCAAGCGAAGGAAGGUCAAAUGCCAGGAAAACCAGCCGCGUUGCGCUCAAUGCCAACGCCUCGGCCUCUCCUGCGAGUAUCCCAUCUCGCAGAAGACGGUACUUUCGGUACACUCCAAUGUGACGCAUGGCGCUCCGCCGCACGCAGUGCCUUCAGCGCUCGAGCUUCAAGAUCUCAAAUUCUUCUACCACUUCAUGACUGAUGCGUAUCCACCGCUGCCACUUGGCUGCGACGAGGUGUGGAAGCGGACAGCGGGCAUGUCGUCAAAUUACGACUUCCUUGCCCACGCGAUCUUGGGCCUCGCAGCCUCCCAUCUCGGCCUGUGCACCGGCGAGGACUACAAAUCCAAGGCCCUCAGCCACCGCGUCACGGCCAUCAACUUGCUCAACGAGAAGCUCUCCCAGCCGUGCAAGAACCAACAGGACGGCGACGCCCUGUUUGGCGCCGUCAUGGUCCUCGCCUUCCAGGCCGCGUACCUCCCCGAUGCGAUGCUCGAGUUCGUCACCAUGGUCCGUGGGUGCGAUGUCGUGUCCAAGCGAAUGAUGCCGGACUUUGCGUCGUCCCAAUUCAACACGCUCACCGCCGAGGGCCACGCGAGCAGCAUGCAGCAACUCAUCACCGCGCAGGGUGAGGACUCGAAGAACUCGGGGCUGAUGAAUGGGUUCAUCACCUCGGUGGCGUUGCUUGAUGGACUGUGCCAGACCGAGUUUGAACGCGCAUAUUAUACAUGCCUGCAAAGCGUCAUCGAGACGGCGCGUAGUUCUUAUGCUGGAGCGUGGGCCGAAUUCACGAGACUGUACAUGCUUCCCAGCGCGAUGACCAACGACGAAUUCUCCGCCUUUGCGCAGCCAGACAACUGGACAUCUCAGCUCCUCCUCGUGCACAUGUUCAUCCUCGACUUCAUGCUCGGCGACUUUGUCCUGCACGGCUCGCAGCGCAUCUCGCGUGCAAUGCGCAAGAAGAUCCUGGUCACCUGGAUCGAGCGCCUCGGCGAGCGGCUGCCGCCGGGGUACCAGCACUACAUUGACUGGCCGCUGACGUACGGCAAGAUCAUGAUCGAGCACCAGAGGACGAACAUGGUGCCCACGCAGGAAUAUCUGAGCACGUUUGCCACGCUACGCACGCAAAAGUCCGAGUCGCCGAGGUCCAGGCAAGAUUCGCAGACACCACCAAGUCAGGAUUCCAUGGACGCGUAUCCGUCGCCGAGCGAGAACGAGUACAAUCUGUGGCUGCCCACUGAUGGGAUUAGGAGCGGCCACUGCUGAAAGCGUGGUGUGCUGAUGCUGCCGGCGUGUGAAGGAGCCUGAUCAUUUGACUUAGCCGAGACCACUGCAAGGGCUCCUACUCCUGCAACAUAUUGCGGCGCGCCGGCUCUGGGGCCAGGAACUCCUGCUGUUCCUACCCACAUCUGUCAGUGACAGGCCACGACCCAGCCGCAACGCCCUCGAAGACCUGAUAAAUCAGUGCGGAUCUCGAGCUGCCUGAUAUUUGUGUCAAAAUAGCACUCCACAGC